GACAUAUUCAUCCAAGAAGGCGUUUUGACAGUUACUCCAGUCACCCCACGUACAGGAAGUGGAAACUAAAGUCUUCCGCUGUUCUAGUCAGACUUAACACAUUGCCCUGGUGUACGUGAGCCCCACUCUCACGCAGCAUGGACAAGCUUUUUCAUAUAACUCUUCUUUCAUUGUUUAUUCAAGCAAUAUGUCAAGAUCCAAAAUCAGACUGUCCUGAAUUUGUCAACGAGGGAGACACUCUGUUGUGUAUCUGCACGCCACCCGAUAUUAAGUCACUUUCUCAUGAUUACUCACUGAAAUGGAUUCAAUCGGGAUCAACCAUUCUCAAAGUUCCUAAUGUGACACGUGCAAACACCGGAAAAGUGUUCACCUGCUCGAUGAUGUUGAAUGGACGACAGUCGUUCACUCACUACCAGCUAAAAGUUGCAUAUGGACCAGCAAGUGUGACUAUAGAAGGUCCGUCCACUUUUGUAACUGAUGGACUGAAGCCUAUGACUCUGAAGUGUAAUGCGACGGACGUGUACCCGUCGCCUGUUUACACCUGGGACAACAUCCACUGCGACUCCACCAAUAAGAAUGAUGCAUGCACGUUCAGUCCAAAGGGGGAGAGAGAUAACGGGAAGGAAGUUGUGUGCACAGUGACUAACGGAAUAAGUACAACAAAAGCAAGGUACCGCCUUGACCUGCGCUAUCCGCCUUUGCUUCCUCCCGUUCUUACAUCCUCCUCCAGUGAGAAUUCUAUCGAAAAGGGGGACAUAAUCACUUGCUCUGUCUCGGGAGGCCACCCACCAGUAACAUCAGUCACACUGGGGUGUUCAGACCCUCUCCUUGUCUACCGUUUGAACACAACGGAAGGGUCCACACGCAACACUUCCUUGGUCUUCACGACCACUUCCAACACCAUUGAGUCCUUGCUGUGCUACUGUCAUGUUCUUUGGGAACCAGAUAAGGGUCUCUAUGAGCACAACGUGACCCAUGUCUUCAACAUAAAAGCUACUCCGGGUGACCCCACUACUGACUGUCCUGAGUUCGUUGUUGAGGGCGAGACGCUGAACUGCUAUUGUUUAGCUCCUGAAGCUGUCAAGCCACGUGACUUUUCCUUGACAUGGUCAGAUGGACGUCACUCAGACAAUCUAGUGAAGAACGAUGUUUCCCGUCGCCACAAUAACACGUUGUUCAAGUGCUCGAUGACUUGGAAUGGGGAGACAAAGACAGUUUCCUACACACUACGUGUGGCAUAUGGUCCAGGAAAUGUAACAAUUAAAGGUCCCUCAGUAUUCGUGACGAACGGUUCACGUGUCAUGACCUUGACUUGUGAAGCGUCGGACGUGUACCCUCCCCCUGACUAUGUCUGGAGCGGUGAUGUCCCUUGCAGAACCAUCCUCAGAAAUGUGUGCAGGCUCACUCCAAAGGGAAGUCAUCAUCAUGGGAUGAAAGUCAGAUGCACAGCUACUAGCUCCUUUUUUGUUUCAAGGCCGGUAGUGGUUACAGAUGAAUACAGUCUUAAUUUGCAAUAUCCGCCUUUGCUUGCUCCCGUUCUUACAUCCUCCUCCCGUGAAAAUUCUAUUGAAAAAGGGGACAUAAUCACUUGCACUGUCUCGGGAGGCCACCCACCAGUAACAUCAGUCACACUGUGGUGUUCAGACCCUCUUCUUGUAUACCGUUUGAACACAACAGAAGGGUCCACACAUAACACUUCCUUGGUCAUCAGGACCACUUCCAACACCAAUGAGUACCUGAUUUGCUACUGUCAUGUUCUUUGGGAACCAGACAAGAGUCUCUACGAGCACAAUGUGACCCGUGUCUUCACCAUAAAAACUACUCCGGGUGUCCCCACUACUGACUGUCCUGAGUUCGUUGUUGAGGGUGCGACGCUGAACUGCUAUUGUUUAGCUCCUGAAGCUGUCAAGCCACGUGACUUUUCCUUGACAUGGUCAGAUGAACGUCACUCAGACAAUCUAGUGAAGAACGAUGUUUCCCGUCGCCACAAUAACACGUUGUUCAAUUGCUCGAUGACUUGGAAUGGGGAGAUAAAGACAGUUUCCUACACACUACGUGUGGCAUAUCCGCCUAUGAUUGCUCCCGUUCUUACAUCCUCCUCCCGGGAAAAUUCUAUCGAAAAGGGGGACAUAAUCACUUGCUCUGUCUCGGGAGGCCACCCACCAGUAACAUCAGUCACACUGUGGUGUUCAGACCCUCUCCUUGUCUACCGUUUGAACACAACAGAAGGGUCCACACGUAACACUUCCUUGGUCUUCACGACCACUCCCAACACCAAUGAGUCCCUGCUGUGCUACUGUCAUGUUCUUUGGAAACCAGACAAGAGUCUCUAUGAGCACAAUGUGACCCGUAUCUUCAACAUAAAAAGGUCGUCACAGCAGUCCAAGGACACGUUAUCUUUGUUGGCGCUAUUAGGAGGAAUGGUGGGUAUCUUAACCAUUGUGUCCAUAAUUGCUGGACUUGCUGUUUACAUUUCACGACGGAAAGGUCUUGUUGGUUAUGACGAUGCAUGCCUUUAGGGCAUCGGGGAAUUAGACACAUCGCGUCCCUAGAUCACUUAGGGGCCAGCAAAGAUCAGCCCACCCUUUACUUGCGGCAAAGGUCGAGACACGUGUCCUACGUCGAGUGCGCUAGCGGGUGGUUCCACCCCUAAGUAUAGAGACGCCCCUCGCCGCCUGUAACUCGCGUGCGGCUCGCUAAACAUGGCCGCUGUGUACUUGAUGAUGUAUAUGACGCGGACAGAAAUCUUCGCAGAAACAGAAUAUUUCGCGAUUAAAGUAAUCCCAUUGAUUCCUGGGAUGAUUUAGCCCUCUAUCAACGAUUAAUAUUUUGAUGUAAUGACAUCCUGGAGAUUGUCGAUGACAUACAAGCGGACUUAGUCAUUACAAAUCGGCGGCGCAAUGCCACAGCUACAUUGCAAGUGUGUCUUGCACUUCGUUUUUAUGCAACGGGCGCCUUUCAGAAUGUGUGUGUGGUGUGUGUUAUCUAUGUGUGUGUAGUGUGUGUGGUGUGUGUGUGUUAUGUGUGUGUGUGGUCUGUGUGUGGCCUAUUUCAGCUGAAUGGUAACGGUACAAAUAAACAAAGGUAUGCAGUACCAAUGUUGUCAUUUUAUCUACAGACUAUAAGGACUUCAUACGUUGUAUUUACGAGCGUUUCUCACAAACAUUCGAUUCUUUUCAGUCAGUUUAAGACACUUGCUAGUCACUGUCAUCGACACUGAUCUUUUUACCUUCUCAAAUACUUUUUGCCAAAACAAACAAACAAACAAACAAAACACUAAAAAC
This is a messenger RNA of Pomacea canaliculata, 3284 nucleotides long. RefSeq lists its product as uncharacterized. The transcript is spliced from 11 exons. NCBI's taxonomy places the organism in Eukaryota, Metazoa, Mollusca, Gastropoda, Architaenioglossa, Ampullariidae. The record is from RefSeq and is a predicted model, not a curated record. Gene Ontology annotation, biological process: cell-cell adhesion. Gene Ontology annotation, molecular function: cell adhesion molecule binding. The coding region runs from base 138 to 2519 and encodes 793 amino acids. Gene Ontology annotation, cellular component: cell-cell junction.